Messenger RNA from Pelodiscus sinensis (Chinese soft-shelled turtle), 2736 nucleotides. The record is from RefSeq and is a predicted model, not a curated record. Lineage: Eukaryota; Metazoa; Chordata; Testudines; Trionychidae.
CCGGUCUCUGCCUCUGGGGGCCGGUAGGGCCGCCAUUUUGUCAGCGGCGGCUGUAGGAAGGUGGAGGUGUCUGUAACCCUUUCGCCCCGUGUAAGGCCCCCUUCCCCAGCCCGUAAAAUCCAGCAAAGAUGUCCGAAUACAUCCGUGUUACUGAGGAUGAGAACGAUGAGCCCAUUGAGAUCCCCUCAGAGGAUGAUGGCACUGUGCUGCUAUCCACAGUUACUGCCCAGUUCCCUGGAGCAUGUGGCCUGCGUUACAGGAAUCCAGUGUCUCAGUGUAUGAGAGGAGUCCGGCUAGUGGAAGGAAUUCUGCAUGCCCCAGAUGCUGGCUGGGGAAAUCUGGUCUAUGUUGUUAAUUAUCCCAAAGAUAACAAGAGAAAAAUGGAUGAAACGGAUGCCUCAUCAGCUGUGAAAGUAAAACGAGCUGUACAAAAGACAUCCGAUUUAAUAGUUUUGGGUCUUCCUUGGAAAACCACUGAACAAGAUUUGAAGGAAUAUUUUAGUACGUUUGGAGAAGUUCUCAUGGUUCAGGUUAAGAAAGACAUUAAAACUGGUCAUUCAAAGGGAUUUGGUUUUGUUCGAUUUACGGAGUAUGAAACCCAGGUGAAAGUGAUGUCUCAACGUCACAUGAUAGAUGGAAGAUGGUGUGACUGUAAACUUCCUAAUUCGAAGCAAAGUCCUGAUGAACCUUUGCGUAGCAGAAAGGUGUUUGUUGGGCGCUGCACUGAGGAUAUGACUGCAGAUGAGCUCCGACAGUUUUUUUCUCAGUAUGGAGAAGUAGUAGAUGUCUUCAUCCCCAAACCCUUCAGAGCAUUUGCUUUUGUUACAUUUGCCGAUGAUCAGGUUGCCCAGUCUCUUUGUGGAGAGGACUUGAUCAUUAAAGGAAUCAGCGUACAUAUAUCCAAUGCUGAACCUAAGCACAAUAGCAUUAGACAGUUAGAAAGAGGUGGAAGAUUUGGUGGCAAUCCAGGAGGCUUUGGAAAUCAGGGUGGAUUUGGAAAUAGCAGGGGGGGAGGAGGAGGUUUGGGGAACAACCAAGGUAGUAAUAUGGGUGGCGGGAUGAAUUUUGGAGCAUUUAGUAUCAACCCUGCUAUGAUGGCAGCAGCCCAGGCAGCAUUGCAGAGUAGCUGGGGAAUGAUGGGAAUGCUAGCUAGUCAACAGAACCAGUCUGGACCAUCAGGAAACAACCAACCUCAAGGCAACAUGCAAAGGGAACAAAACCAGGGUUUUAGUUCAGGAAGUAAUUCUUACGGGGGUUCUAACUCUGGGGCAGCAAUAGGUUGGGGGUCAGCAUCAAAUGCAGGAUCAAGCAGCGGGUUUAACGGAGGCUUUGGUUCAAGUAUGGAUUCCAAAUCAUCAGGCUGGGGAAUGUAGAUACAGUGGGCUCUGAUACUGACUCUAUGGUGGGAAAUCAAAUUUUUCUAAACUCAUGGUAAGUAUAUUGUAAAUUACAUAUAUUCUAAAAUUUUCCUGAUCAAUUUGUUCAAUGUGCAGUAUAUUCAACAGUAUUUUUGACAUUUUUCUUUUGUAAAAAGAAAGGUUGAAGGAAUUUUAUAAGUUUUGUUACAUAAUUUGUUGGAAUAUGGAAUGGUUGGAAGUGAAUUGCUGUUUGCCUGAUGGGUAAACUAACACACUACAAUUGAGAGGAAGGAUUUCUCCUGUAAUAUUUUAUUCCUUGUUUCCUGGUCAGCUGAAUUCUUUGCAUGUUCAAAAAGAAAACCAUUGGUUAGAAUCUACAUUCUUUUCCUCUUGUUUGUUUUAAUUUGAUCCCCACCAUAAGAAUCUCUCCAAAUGCCCCAGUUGGAGAACACAGUGUUGGUGUUUGUUUUUGUUUUUUCUUUUAACACUGUCUCCCCUCAUAUACUAAGUACAAUAUGAAGGCUUCAUUUAAUCUCUGCAGUUCAUCUCAUUUCAAAUAUGUAUGGAAGAAGCACUUAAUUGAAAAGCAGUGCUGUAAAUAUUCUGCUUUAGGAAUACUUCUGUCUACAUGCUUUCUCAUCCAAGAAUACUUCAUCACACUGCACAUGCUACGUCUUAGACGGUGGGUGUUCCAUUUUUAUCCGCUACUCUUUAUUUCAUGGAGUCGUAUCAACGCUAUGAACGCAAGGCUGUGAGAUGGAACCAGAAGGCUGUUUGAACUUUUGAAACCUUGUGUGGGAUUGAUGAUGGUGCCGAGGCAUGAGAGGGCUGGUAUGUGCGAGAAAAAGGAGAGAGCGCAUGCAGAGACCUGGUGGUGCAUUAUGGGAUUUUAUUUUUCUUGGCGAGAUGUCUCUCAAUCCUGUGGCUUUGGUGAGAGAGUGUGCAGAGAGCAAUGGUAGCAAAUAAAGUACGAGUGUUUCUUGCAUUCAAAGGACAUCCAUAUCUGGAAGACUAAGUGGGUUUUAUACCUAGUUAACCAAUUAGUUGAAUGUGUUAAGUGAAAUGAAUCUGUAUUUUUUUCCCUUUAUGUCAACUGCUGUGAAUGCUGUAUGGUGUGUGUUCUUUUCUGUUAAUGAUAUGUAAGUGUGGUAAUGUGAAUUGAAGAUGAUGGGGUUUGUGACGAGAACAUUGAGUUUGUGGUGUGCUUUGCGGUAGUUGUAGCAGAGUUCACUAGCGAGCUCAGUGUGCCUCUUAAGGGUGGAAGUUCCACUGUCUGUAAGAUAUCCAUAAGAAUGCUGUUUGCUGCAGUUCUGUGUUUGGAUGCUUUUUAUAAGAUUUGUCAAUGUAGGAAAUUCUUAAAUAAAACUGAUUUAAGUAA